Molecule: messenger RNA, 2179 nt
Organism: Hydractinia symbiolongicarpus
Lineage: Eukaryota; Metazoa; Cnidaria; Hydrozoa; Anthoathecata; Hydractiniidae
Product: trace amine-associated receptor 8-like
Exons: 2
Coding region: 351-1430 (359 amino acids)
Biological process (GO): G protein-coupled receptor signaling pathway
Cellular component (GO): membrane
Molecular function (GO): G protein-coupled receptor activity
Source: RefSeq, a predicted model, not a curated record
UGUCAGAAUUCCCUAUGGCAAACAACUUUGUUUAGGGUGUAUUUUUAGUCUUUCUCAAUUUUUUUUCCGGCGUAAGUAUAUAUUAUAAGUUUUAAGUUGAGAAAGAUAAUCAAAUCGUAUAUGAAUAUAUCUUUCCAACCACAUCAAAGCUAGUAGAGCUUUAAAUAAAAACAUGUCGUCUAGGAAAUGGACAGUCAAAAAAUAGGAAUCAGUUUAUCAAAAGGAAGUUACUAAGAAAUGAAUUGGUUCAAGACGUUAAUUAAAUUUCAAGACCAUAACAUUUAUUGAGAGUUGAUGUUGCACUGGAUCAUAUCACACUCGAAAGCUCGCUUAAGGAAUGACAAACAAAAAUGAAACAACCAUUGAAACAUACAACAUUUGUAAACGUACCUGAGGAUUUUCUACAAGAAUUAUUCGAAUACUGUUGUUAUUCAAUGGAGGAAAACUUACGUGCGAACAUUAGUAGCAAUGAAACCUCUUUAUUUUGUGAAAGGUUUAAUUCAAUCUGCCAGGAUGCGGAGAUUGAAGAAGAUGGUAACUUCAUGCUGACUGCUCAAAUACUUAUGUUGACACUGUCUAUUGCAGCAUUUUUACUAAACUCGUCUGUUAUAAUAUACUUCAAAAUGUUUAAACACAAAAAACAACUUUCAGCGGAUAUUCUGUUUAGUUUUUCCUGUGCUGAUGCUAUUUUUGCCUUUAUAUUUGCUUUAUCAUUGGCAAUACAAUUGGCUGCAACAAGAACAGAAAAAAAAACUCUGAAAUAUUUUGAAUUAGUUACUGAUCAGAUCGUACAGUUUUCAAUUUAUGCAUCUGUUUUCCAUGUUUUGGCAAUUACCAUAGAAAGAUAUUGUGCUGUAAUAAUACCUUACAAAUACGCACAUUAUGUGAAAACAAAUGGAAGAAAGCGAUGCAUUCCUAUAAUAUGGAUUCUCACAUUAUCACUGCAGGGAAUUAUGGCAAUAGUUGAACAUGUCGGCCAGUCUCACAAAAAACAUAAACAAGAGAUCAUUGUAGAAAAAACAUGGGCUAUUAUUGUUCUUGUUUGCGGGUUUACAUGCUUUGUAGUUUAUUCGUUCAUAUUUAUUUUCCUGGUACGCGCUUGGAAUAUUACAAGUAAAUUAAAGUCACGUUGUCGUGGUAGAAAAGAGAGAGCAGCUGUCAUUACAGCUGUUUCAAUGGCACUUGGAUUUUUAAUAUUCACUUUUCCACUCGCAGUUUCUAUGUUUCGUGAAAGUUCAUAUUCAGUUGCCGUUGCUGUUCGUUGUUUGUUUAUUACUAAUGCCAUCUUUAACCCUGUUGUGUAUUUUUGGAAAGGGGAAUGGACCAAGCGUUAUUCACAAAACAGGAAAGCAUGCAAAGCAUCACAUGAUACAAUACGAUCAAAGAAAAACUCCGAAAGCUUACUUGGCGCUGCAAACACAAACGUUUAGUGCUCCAACACCGCACCCGUGUUCUUCUAUUUAGUGUAAUUGAAAGCAUACCCCCCUCUUCGCACUUUUUCUAAUACGCGAAUACAUAAUUAAACUGGCAGUUUUUUGGUAUUAUCGUUAAUUAAUCAGAUUUGCCGAGAACAUUUUUGUGUUUAAUUGUGAUUGUUCGUCUAUUUAAAACGAUCAUUUAUUUUAAUGAUAAAUAUUAGGGUUUUUGCUUAAUUUAAUGGAAACUUAAAAAAAUAUAUAACAUCAUAAUUUCAAUUUUUGCGUUUUAAAGAAUGCUUUAACCCCUUCUGUUUGACUUUACUUGUUUGAUUGUUUCUUGAUUGUUCAUCCAAAGUACCUAAUAUGGGGGUAGUGUUGCUAAUAUGUCGUGGAUAAAAGUAUUUAUUGUUUUUAUUGAACGUUCCAGUUUUUCUAUUUAUUUUUUAAACAGUUUACAUUCGCAUUUAAAUUAACAUUUAUCGCACAUUUAUUGUUUCCACUUGAAUAAAGUAAAGCUCAAAAAUUUAUUAAAAGCGUUAUUUUAGAGAUUUUUUCUUAUGUACGCAUUUGCGUCUUAAAAUUCCAGCUAAUACGUCAAUGGUGAUAAUAUUAGUGGAAUAUACCCCCCCUCCCCCUAAGACGCUGUGUAAUUAUUGAAUGGUCCCAUAUAAAAUACUUGAAAUAUUUUGAAAAUUAUACAUCGAUUUCUUCUAGAUACUUGUACAUCAUAUUUAAAAAAGAAUUUUCAUAGCUAUUAAUUU